This is a messenger RNA of Phragmites australis (common reed), 2079 nucleotides long. RefSeq lists its product as uncharacterized. Bases 205 to 1794 code for a protein of 529 amino acids. NCBI's taxonomy places the organism in Eukaryota, Viridiplantae, Streptophyta, Magnoliopsida, Poales, Poaceae. The transcript has 7 exons. The record is from RefSeq and is a predicted model, not a curated record.
GGGGCAUCUCUUCAACAAAAAAAAAAAAAAAAAAAAAAGAGAUCGCGCGGCGCGGUUCGUAUUUCGUCUCGACGCGGCCGUCCGACCUCACGAGCCACGGAAACCAACCGGCCGAGCCAAGUAAGCGAACAAGCUCACGGGCGCGGAAACCGCAAGAGCUAAGCGCGCGGGCGCCGGGCGGCACACGGACGGCCAGCUCGGCCGAUGGCGGCUCUGCCACAGCGGCGGCUCCUCCUCGCUCUUCUCCACGCCCUGUCCCUCGGGGCCGUCGCGGCGGCGGCGGCGCCGUUCCGGGCGAGGGACCUCCUGCCGCUGCUGCCGCGGCGGCUGGCGUGGCAGCUCAUGGGCGCCACCGCCCACAGCGCCGUCGACCUCCUGCCGUCCUUCGUCGCCGCCGUCACGCCCGGUGCGCCCGCGGCGACCUGGCGCGGCGCGUGCUUCGAGGAGAACGAGGCCGUCCUCAGCCUCACCCCCGACCCCGGCGGCCGCAACGGCACCGGCUCCGGCCUCGGCGGCGCCGUCCUGCGACUCAAGAUGGCUUCACCUCAGAGCUGGACAUGCAUGGAUCUUUAUGUGUUUGCAACUCCAUACAGGAUAGACUGGGAUUACUAUAUGAGAGCAAAUGAAAACCACACUUUUGAGAUUAAAGCGUGGGAGGAAGCAGCAGAAAUGGAAUAUGUAAAGCAGCAUGGCAUUGCCAUCUUUCUCUUGCCAUCUGGAAUGCUUGGAACGUUGUUAUCCUUGAUCGAUGUCAUACCUCUGUUUUCAAACACUGGUUGGGGUCAGGAUGCCAACUUGGCGUUUCUACAUAAGCAUAUGGGAACUUUAUUUGAGAAACGUUCUCAACCCUGGUCUGCGAAUAUAAGAAAGGAAGAUGUACACUCUGGCGACUUUUUGGCUCUUUCAAAGAUCCGGGGACGAUGGGGUGGAUUUCAGACAUUAGAGAAAUGGGUGACCGGCUCAUUUGCUGGGCAUACUGUGGUUUGCUUGAAAGAUGAGAAUGGCACCCUCUGGGUAGCUGAAUCAGGCUAUGAAAAUAAAAAGGGUGAUGAAAUCAUUAGUAUGACUCCAUGGGAUGAAUGGUGGGGAAUGGCACUUAAAGAUAAUUCAAAUCCUCAGAUAGCACUUCUACCAUUGCACCCUGAUGUACGGGCCAGAUUCAAUGAAAGCGCUGCAUGGGAUUUUGCCCGAAGCAUGUACGGGAAACCCUAUGGUUAUCAUAAUAUGAUAUUUAGUUGGAUUGAUACGAUGUCAGACAAUUAUCCACCUCCUCUUGAUGCUAACCUGGUAAUGGCUAUUAUGUCAAUGUGGACCAGAUUGCAACCACAUUACGCUUCUAACAUGUGGAACGAAGCCCUUAAUAAACGACUUGGGACUGAGAAAUUGGACCUUCAUGGGAUCAUUACUGAGACUGAGAAACGGGGCAUGUCGUUCAACCAGUUGCUCACCAUACCGGAGCAAGAUGAUUGGAAAUAUAGCGAUGGCAAAUCGACGACUUGCGUCGCCUUCAUUCUUUCGAUGUACAAGGCUGCUGGAGUAUUCGCUCCCUUCACGGAGUCGAUUCAGGUCACAGAAUUCACUAUUCGGGAUGCCUACAUGCUCAAGAUCUUCGAGGACAACCAGACCAGGCUGCCGAGCUGGUGCAACGCUGCGUCGGACAGGCUCCCCUUCUGCCAGGUCCUGGGGGAAUACAAGAUGGAUCUGCCGGAGUACAACACGAUCGAGCCCUACGCGAACAUGAACGAGAACUGCCCAUCCUCGCCGCCGACCUACAACCGGCCGUCGCGCUGCUGAUCGCCAUGGCAUUUAGGCAUGCAGUGAAGCUGGCGUUGGUUGAACUGUAAGUGUAAAUAGACCACGCUGUGUGCAGUGGUUUCACUCGCAGGUAUGGCGUUGCGCAGAGUAUGUAGAUAGUUGUUUACUUGUUUGUUCAGGUACUAAUUCAGUCAUUCGGCUACGGUCGAUCGGCAGGUGUGGGCUUCGCUGCUGUAAAGUGAUUGUUUGCAGAUACCAUGUGAACCAUUCGAACGAUAGUAUGUUGAUUACUGAAGUAUCCUAUCGAUUGUUUACCUGUGUCGC